CACUCAACUCUACUAUCACAACACUCACAAAUCUCAACAACCGACAGCAGAAAAUGGCUCCCGUCCCCUCCCCCGAAGUCCGCGCCAACAUCGCCGCAAAGAUCGACGCCCUCAUCCUGGCCGUCGAGAAGAACCCCGAUUUCAAACGCACCUCGUCCAGCGGCGGGCUGUACCACGUGUGGGAUUUCGCCCACCGCACGCAGUACAUGCUCUUUGAGGUGGAUGGUAUUCGUCAAGAGGGGUAUGAGUUUAAGCAUGCUGGGCAAAUCAAAAUCACCAAGCGAGGCGAAGAAGCGGCAGAGGAGCUGUAUACCGAUACCUUCACUCGCUCCGUCACGCUGGACCAGCUUAUUAGCGGUCCACCCUUGAUGCGAAAUAUGAUGGGCAUGAGUGGAGAGAUUACGCCCGAGAUUCAGGCUGCGUCCAAGGCGGUUAUUGACGCCUUCCCGGGGUUUUGAGAGAAGUGAGCACGUUGUUGGGAAAUGAAGAUGGUUAUACAGAGCAGAGGAUCAAUGAGACGCCGGGACGUGAUUCAAAGAGUCUCAUACUCUGCUCUUUUUUGGACCAAAAGACUGAAGAUUGAGUCUUAGUUUAGAUGAGAUAGUGAUGUAGAUACCAUAUUGUAGGCGAGUUAUACCAUAGCUGCCGAUUUUGCUGGACAGCACAUACAAUGCGAAUCCAAUUCACAGUUCCCCUUGAACU
Messenger RNA from Trichoderma harzianum CBS 226.95, 702 nucleotides. RefSeq lists its product as hypothetical. Lineage: Eukaryota; Fungi; Ascomycota; Sordariomycetes; Hypocreales; Hypocreaceae. The coding region runs from base 54 to 458 and encodes 134 amino acids. The record is from RefSeq and is a predicted model, not a curated record. The transcript is spliced from 2 exons.